AUGGCAGAGGAAGUCGUGAAAGCGGCAGAGGGUCCUUUGAAGAGUUUUAUCUCUCGCACGCCCCGGCCACAUCAUGUGCGCAGAGCGGCACUGGCAUAUGCCUGUACACAGGUCGGCGCAGGGCUCUUGGCUUUGGGGCCUGCCGUCGCACACGCUGGAUGGGUAGGCAUUCCCAUCAUCGUGCUCUGUGCGUGCUGCGCAGCGCAUACAUCCUACCUCUUUGGCUGGAUCAUGCUCCAGACCCAGGCAGCUGUUGCCGGCAGCGGCUCAUUAUCUGGCUACGAUCAUGACAGUGACGAGGAGGCUUCGAGCAGCGAAGGCAGCGCCAGCAGCCUCGAAGACAUGGGCAGCGACAGUGGGAGCGAAGAAAUUCUGCAGGAACAGCCUUUCCCAAGCUAUGAAAACAUUGGUUACCAAGCAAUAGGAACCUUCGGCUAUUUUCUUUCCAUGCUUCUUCAGAGCCUCAUGUUAAUUGGCGUUUGUACAAUCUUCCUCGUCCUGAUCGGAGUGAAUGCCGCCCAAGUGGAGCGGAUCUUGGGUAUCGAAGGGCUCUCAAAGCGGAGCGUGAUCCUGGUGGCAGCAGCGUUUGAGCUGAUCCCAUGCUACUUCAUGGCCACGGUCAAAGAGACCUUCCUUCUCACUGCACUUGGAGCUCUUUGUUCCGCCAUCUGCGCGGUGGUAGUGGUGGUGGCUGCGUUUGGCACAGACCCUUCCAAGAUCGGCGCGUGCUUGGAUGGUGGAGCAAACAGUUGGCCGGUUUAUACGAAUCUGCAAGGGCUCUGCCUCUGCUGGAACACCGUGGUGUUUGGUUUCGGAGGCAUCAAUGUCCUCCCCAGCCUCUUAUCGGAUUUCCACCUGCGUGGUGUCCUGGCACGGGCUCUCGUGAGCUUUACCUGGCGUUCGUACUUAUUCAUCAUCGUGAUAUACGUCGCUGUGGCAGCGGCUGGCUUCUCCGUGGGCGGGGUGGCUAUGGCGAGCCGGAAGGUGGACUCGAACGUGCUUGUUGGACUUUCCGGCUGUCCAUCCGACCAGGUCGAGUCUGUGAAUUGGAGCCUGCUUCUGGCAUACAGUGCCAUCACGCUUCAUGUGCUGCUUGCGUUUCCUGUCCCUUUCCACUCGGGGGCGGAGACACUGGAGGCGACGCUGGGCACCCGAUCAGGUGCCUUGAAGCCCGGUUUGCGCGGCCUGACUAUGCGACUGCCACGUCUGCUGUUUCUGGGCUUGUGCACCAUCCUGGCCUACACCCUGCCUUUUUUUGGUGCCCUGCUGGACGUGGUCGCCGCCAUUGCUGGCCAGGGCACCGUCUUCAUCCUUCCAGUAGUCUUCUCUGUUGCGAUCCAGCGGCAGCAGGGCAUGAGAGUGCCGUGCUACGAGUGGAUUCUCGACUUCGUUUGUUUGAUGGUUGGGACACUUGGGGCCGUCACCGGCCUGUACUACGGGCUCCAAGAGCUGGGUGGAAAGUGGCUGAACCCAUUCUGCACGGACAUCGAUACCUUCAGUUCUAUCGGUGGAAGUGGCCUUGAGAUGUAUUUCACCACUCUCCGAACCUUGGGCAUCCUCUUCGCAACCAUGGCGGCCCUCACCUUUCCCACCUCCGCCUUCUGUUUGCUGGGCACCUUUGCCCCCGACAAUGGGCAGUUCUUGGCUCGUGCUUCCAUCGGCAACCUGGGCCUGCUCGCAGACUCGAAAGUGUUGGACCCGUUGUUGCGGAUAGUCCGGGCAGGCUGCGAUGGAGCAGAGCUGUCGGACUUGACACCCAUCUUCGCUUGGCUAGACCUCGCGUCCAUGAUCAUUCUUUUCGUCUACUUGGUGAGAUUCCGCUUCAUCGAGAUCCCUCGGAGAGCAUUGACGGAUGACCUUGAGAAUGUGUCGGUCCAGGACUUCUCCGUCGUCAUCGACAAGCUGCCGCCGAGGAUCGACCACCAGCCCGACUACAAGCGCCUGCUGAAGAACCACCUGGAAGAGCGGAUGAGAGUUGCGCAGGCUGGGAAGCCAGGGCCCGAGCCGCACGUGGCAGAUAUCACUUUGGUGCGUGACUACGGUGGAAGGCUCGAGAGUUUGAAGGCUCGUGGCCACAUGUUGCAGAGCAUCGACGUUGCGAAAGCUUACGGAAAAGAAAAGCGGAUCUUCAAGGCUGAGGGAAGACUGGCGAAGCUGGACAAGCGAUUGGAGGCCCAGUUGGAACCUGACAACGAGCUUCCGGUCCUCCGCGCCUACGUGAUCCUCAAUCGGACAGCAGACAAACACGGCCUGAUGUACGACUACCGUCUAGCCAACUUCGCACUGUUUCGCUGCUGCCAGUCAAGUUCGAAACGAUUUUUCGGAGCGGCGUUGCGAGUGCGGGAAGCGCCCCAGCCUUCAGAUCUCCUUUGGGAGAACCAGGAUACUCCUUGGUGGAGUCGACUUUUGAGGCAGCUGUGUAUGUUUGUCACUUUCAUCAUCAUCUUGGCGAUUUCGCUGGCGUUGAUAUAUGUGACAACUGUCUACGGCAAAAGAGAAGCCGGCGUACAGUUGAGCUACAUCGGCAACGAGCUUUGUGAUCCUGAAACGAACUACUCCGGUGCCCCAGAAGAUGACUACAUCUGCAUUGUGAGCACUGCAGCCAACUGGACCAAGGACUUCGCGGCUACAGAGGGCGGCAACAUUCUGAACUGCUGGUGCGAAUCUCAAGGCUACGCGAAAUUGGUGGAAGAUACCUCCCUGGUCAGCACCUGUACGCCUUGGUUCCUGAAGACGGCACGGGGGAUCGGCAUCAUGACAGCCGCCUCCUGCGUUGUCGUACUGAUCAACUUGGUUCUUCAAUAUGUGCUGAUCGCCAUGGCAUAUUUCGAGCGACCUUUGUCACUGACGGCGCUCAACAAGUCCAUGAUGACGAAGAUCUUUCUGGCGCAGACGUUGAACACAGGCUUCGUCUUGUUCAUCGUGAACACAUACGGGCCCGACGGCAUGCGACUUGCCUGCGAGAUGUGGGGGCUCGAGCAAUGGCUGGCUGGACGGCAGAAGGUGCUGACAUCUGAAACGUCUAUGUCUUAUGUUCUGCAGCCAGUGCGGCUCACAUCAGAAUGA
This is a messenger RNA of Symbiodinium sp. CCMP2592, 3066 nucleotides long. NCBI's taxonomy places the organism in Eukaryota, Dinophyceae, Suessiales, Symbiodiniaceae. The record is from the annotation of a GenBank genome assembly.